AUGGACUUUGUCAAGAACUUCACCGGCGGUGACAACAACAAUAACAAUAACAAUAACAACAACCAAAACAACCAGCAGAACAAUGAGCAGUUCAACCAGCAGCAGGGAGGACAGCAGAAGGAAGAAGGUGGCUUCUUGAGCGGUAUCACCAACAAGCUGAACAGCGCCGCUGGUGGGGGCAAGGAGAGCGAGAAGAAUGAGGACUACCUUGACAAGGGUGUCGACUACGUUCAAGAGAAGUUUCUCGGCAAAGGUCCCCAAGACAACGAGUCUGCUGCUGAGCAGUUCACCGACGAGCAGAUUUCCGAUCAGAUCAGGAAGCAAUACAAGGCCGCUACUGGAUCAGACUUCCCUAUCCCAGACAAGGAGACCUAG
Messenger RNA from Pseudovirgaria hyperparasitica, 375 nucleotides. RefSeq lists its product as uncharacterized. Lineage: Eukaryota; Fungi; Ascomycota; Dothideomycetes; Acrospermales; Acrospermaceae. Bases 1 to 375 code for a protein of 124 amino acids. The record is from RefSeq and is a predicted model, not a curated record. The transcript is spliced from 2 exons.